Molecule: messenger RNA, 1226 nt
Organism: Xylaria bambusicola
Lineage: Eukaryota; Fungi; Ascomycota; Sordariomycetes; Xylariales; Xylariaceae
Exons: 4
Coding region: 134-862 (242 amino acids)
Source: RefSeq, a predicted model, not a curated record
CAGACCUUCAAGCGUGGUUCUCACGCGACCCCGUCUCCAGCCUGCCUGCUAUCAACAUGAUCCCGCUUUGACGCCGGCCGAUUCACUCGGCCAACAUCUCUUCAGAACCUAGCUGGGCGGCUGAACUUUGAAGAUGUUAGGACUCUGUGAGCUUGAAUCCGCGGCCCUUGAUGUCAUAAGCAUAUUGAAGGGGCUACCACAAUUUGCUGAGCAGAAGAUUGCUGUUAUUGGAGGCACGGCUCUUUGGAAGUAUCUACCACGUGGCCGGUCAACUGAGGACGUUGACUUUAUCGUGACUCUCGACGGGCCCAAGAGUAUCAAACCGAUCCUUCUUAAACUUAAGAACAGCCCUUUUGAGGAGCGCGCACAGUGGUUCUACUACCGCACGCCGGCAACGAAAUUGAUACAAAUUGAUUUUGUAGCGCAAUGGCAGGCCCCAUACUUUCCAUCAGCAGCCCAAAAGAUCAAGGAUAUCCCAAGGGGAAUAGUUCCCAUGAUUUCCCCGGAGGACUUGGUGUUAUCAAAGAUGUUUUCUUGUGGUUUGCGCGCAAACCCGCGUCAGAAAAGGCGCGACGCAGGAGAUGCAGAAGACCUUUUGGAAGCACUGACCGCAAAGGUGCCAUCUUUACGGCUCUCUGACGCUAAAAUUGAGGUCGCAAAGCAGGGCUUGGCUGAUGUCUUGUCUGUGUCUGAGAGAGGCGAGGCGUGGUGGCGCUCGAAGCUUGGGAUUCCUAAAUCUCCUAGUCCAAGCCCGAGUCGCGUUGUUUCGAGUGCUUCGUCGGCUUCUCGGGGAGGUAGCUCUGGACAGAGAGGAAGUCCUCGAGAAUCGGCCAGUAAGGGUUCACCUCGCAGAUACUACUGAUUUCCUCCCGACUUGGGAUCAUGAAAGGUGGAACACAACGCGAUCACAGUUGACGUUGUAAAUUUUGCCCAGGUGGCAAUGACUGGAUGUCACUGUGUUACAUGUGCUCGAAACUUGUACAUUGUUUGGUAUGUGAAAAUCGGGCUACUCCUCUAGCGUGCUCUUAAUAAUGGCGUUUGUUCAAUUGUAUUGAAAUUGAGUCCAUCGUUCCCUCGCUUGUGUGUGACAUGGUUGUGUAUAGGGAGAGUUAAGGUCAGCCUCCAACGCACGCCGGAAACGAUCUGAUUAGAUUGCAAGGCCCUUGGCAGUCAUAGAUUAUCAUUGCAAUCCGAAGCUAUUUUCAAUCAUUUUCAGCCCUCGUUAU